GGAGCACCUCCCAAGGACCCAACCCAUGGUUUAUAAAACCGGCUCGUUCGAAACCCUAACCCUAGCUCUGGUAUCUCCCUUACAGCUUCAGCCAUGGAGACGGCCAGGACCGUGAAGGACGUCUCGCCUCACGAUUUCGUGAAGGCGUAUGCCGCCCACCUCAAGAGAUCCGGAAAGAUGGAACUUCCUCACUGGACAGAUAUUGUGAAGACUGGGAGGUUCAAGGAGCUUGCUCCUUAUGACCCUGAUUGGUACUACAUCAGAGCUGCUUCCAUGGCAAGAAAGAUCUAUCUGAGACAGGGUAUUGGUGUUGGUGGUUUCCAAAAAAUUUACGGAGGGCGCCAGAGAAAUGGAUCCCGUCCACCACAUUUUUGCAAGAGCAGUGGUGCAAUAGCUCGCAACAUCUUGCAACAACUGCAGAACAUGAACAUUAUUGAAAUUGAUCUGAGAGGUGGGAGGAAAAUAACUUCCCAGGGGCAACGUGAUCUAGAUCAAGUAGCAGGCCGGAUUGUCCUUGUACCUUGAUGAGUUGCUGCUGCGGUUCUGGUCCCUGUCUUCAAUGAAGAGAUCUUUGGUUAUGGUCUUUGGCAGUUUUGCUUAUAGCAUUUCCCUAUUCAGUGAUGCAGGUGGUUUGUUAAAACCUUUUUUAUGUUAGCAUUGGAAACUCUUAUGGGCCAGUUGCGUUAUUCUCUGUAAUCCUUUUCAUUGUUUUCUAGUAAAACUCACUUUGAUCCAUGGUCUGAUUUGUUAGUAAUGGUGCUCAAAAAUUUGAACAUCACCAUUGUUGAGCUGGUAAUGCAUGCCAAAUUCUGUCAAAGCUCAAGUGACUGAUUGCGCCUCGUACUUACGUGAUGUUUAAACAAUUUUCCGAAAGUCUGCUAGUGAAUUAAGUUUUUGAUGCUUGGGCCA
Molecule: messenger RNA, 909 nt
Organism: Phoenix dactylifera (date palm)
Lineage: Eukaryota; Viridiplantae; Streptophyta; Magnoliopsida; Arecales; Arecaceae
Product: small ribosomal subunit protein eS19
Biological process (GO): translation; ribosomal small subunit assembly
Cellular component (GO): ribosome; cytosolic small ribosomal subunit
Molecular function (GO): structural constituent of ribosome; RNA binding
Source: RefSeq, a predicted model, not a curated record